Messenger RNA from Mucor velutinosus, 534 nucleotides. RefSeq lists its product as uncharacterized. The record is from RefSeq and is a predicted model, not a curated record. The coding region runs from base 1 to 534 and encodes 177 amino acids. NCBI's taxonomy places the organism in Eukaryota, Fungi, Mucoromycota, Mucoromycetes, Mucorales, Mucoraceae. The transcript has 2 exons. Gene Ontology annotation, molecular function: acyltransferase activity, transferring groups other than amino-acyl groups.
AUGGUCCAACCUACAAUCUCUGUUCGCACUGCUCUUCCUGCUGACGUCAGGUACAAGGAAGAAGCUGCCAAGGUUGUCAAUGCUGCAUACCGCUCAGAAGGUGGCUGGACCACCGAAAAGGACAUUGUCAGUGGAGAACGUUGUACAGUUGACAUGAUGGAAAGGUUCAUUUUGGACAAUGGCAAGCCUCAUACCCUUUUGUUUGCAUUCGAUCAAGAUCAGCUCAUUGGCACUGUUCAGAUUCAACAUGCUCCUGAACAUCCUGGAGAGGCAGAAAUUGGCCUGUUCUCUGUCAGCCCAGCACAUCAAUCCCGAGGCAUCGGUGGCAAGCUUGUGCGUCAAGCCAUGUUAGAAAUGCAUCAACUUGGCUAUCACACUGCCAUGAUGCAUGUAUUAGAAAAUAGACCUGAAAUUUUGGCUUGGUACAAGAAGCUCGGUUUCGCUGAAACUGGAGAGCGUAUCCCCUUCAUUUGGCCUGAAAUGCUCAAAGUCGAUAAGGAUCUUCACUUUUUAACCUUGAAGAAGACAAUUUAA